Messenger RNA from Lineus longissimus, 2174 nucleotides. Its product is annotated as monocarboxylate transporter 13-like. Lineage: Eukaryota; Metazoa; Nemertea; Pilidiophora; Heteronemertea; Lineidae. Bases 243 to 1607 code for a protein of 454 amino acids. Gene Ontology annotation, biological process: transmembrane transport. Gene Ontology annotation, cellular component: membrane. The record is from RefSeq and is a predicted model, not a curated record. Gene Ontology annotation, molecular function: monocarboxylic acid transmembrane transporter activity. The transcript is spliced from 5 exons.
GUCGCUGGGGAUGGCCUACUUUGCACACAAUGACCGAUUUUGUAAGGAAGUACGGCAUAAUUUCAUGGCAAGUCUUUGUUUAAAUCACGGGACGUGACAUAUUGGAUGCAAGCGCCAGGAGGGUAACCGAACAACAGACCACCAGCCCUUUUAUUUGGCUUUUACCCCCUCUCGGCUGGUUCUCUCUUUGUUAACGAUUGGCUGAUUAGCAAUUCAGUCAGAGUGGGUACUGAGAAUCGACCAUGCCAACAGCAAACAAUAUGUCGGACUGUGAUGGCGAAGCGUGCGAAUCGGGGCAACUACUCGACCAAACGGAACUGCGUGUGCUUUCUACCUCCGGUGUACCAUCUACAGAAAAUAGGGUUGAGACGCACGAUGGCGAUGAAUGUGGCAGUGACAGUCAUUUUGACCGCGGAAGAUAUGGAUGGGUCAUUGUGGCGGCUUCUUUUUUCGGACAAUUCAUCGACCCCGUCAAUCAAAGUUUUGGUCUGUUUAACAUUGCUCUGUUGGACGAAUUUGAUGUAGGUAAAGGAGAAACUGCUCUGGUUGGGUCAAUUUGUGGCGGUUUCAAUGAAGGAUGCGGGAUACUAACUGGUCUUUUGGCAAACCGAAUUGGUCACCGUUUGACGUGCAUGAUUGGUGGUGUGAUGGCGGCUGCUGGAUUUGUCAUCAGUUCGUUUGCACAGAAUUUGACCAUUCUCUACUUCUCAUAUGGAGCUCUGUUAGGAAUAGGAUUAUCAUUCCUUAACCUACCAUCUUUGGUGAUGAUGAGUUUCUACUUCAAGAAAUACCGUAACCUGGCGACAGGAGCUGCGUCCGUUGGUGCAGGGUUAGGGAGCCUCGUCAUGCCGAUAUUUAUUCACGUACUCAUUGAACACUAUUCGUGGCGAGGUGCUAUGGUGAUCAUAGCCGGCCUAAUGCUUCAAGGAUGCGUCGUCGGGAUCCUGUUAAAACCCAACAAGCAUCUAGAACACAGCUCAAAAUAUAUCGGCAAACAUGAAAAGAAACCAGCUUUCGAUUUUUCGCUUUGUAGAAAGUGGACCAUGGGUGCUUGUGUAGUCAUCUUCAUUGUGUGGGGAAUCACUGGCAGCAUUUUUUUCACAACUCUACCACACAGGGUAGUUUUAUUAGGCUUUUCGACUGACCAAGCCGCUUGGUUAUUGUCAAUGACAGGAAUAGCGUCUGUCAUUUCACGAAUAUUCCAUGGAGUGCUCUUUCAUUUCAUUUCAUUGCAUCCCGAAAUAGCGUACGGGGUUGGGCAACUUGGCAUGGCACUGGGUAUCUUAGGAUUUGCCAUUGACCAUACGGAAUACUGGCUGCUUGCACUUUCAUCCGUGGUGUAUGGAUUUUCGUUUGGCUUGAUGGGUUUUGCACAUUCCCUGUUCUUUUUGAAGAUAUUUGGUCUGAAGCGGCUGAACAAUGCGAUCGGGUAUGUUAGUACGGGGGGUGGGUUAGGGAUUCUUUUCGGGGCACCAGUUGCAGGGCUCCUGUACGAUUACAUUGGGGAUUACCGGAUCUCACUGUUUGCUGCGAUAGGUUUAGCAAUAUUUGGGAGUGCAGUGUGUAUUCCGAUACAUGUUCAUUUACGACGGCGCAAAGAAUAUUAGAAAACAGUAAUAGUGUGAGAAGACAACAAAAUAAAGCGCCAUUUUGGAUAAUGAAUACGGAUGAACUAUACGCCAGUGUUUAUUCUAAUUUUAUCAGAUAUAUCUCAAUCCUAGCGGUGCAAAAUCUGUAUCUAAUAGUUUGUGUUUUUUAUCAUCUCAUAUUUGAUAACAAAUAUAUCUACACGUACAUGUAAUUCAACUUGAACAAUAGGUGGAGUAUAGGGUUGGCUGGGUCGCUCUGAACACCAUAUUUUUUAUUUGUCGUAUGAUUAUACAUUAUACGUCUUAUGCAAAACUUGUCUAUAUCUUUUCAAUUCAAAAUUCCUGAUAAAAUCGACAUGUCGCAGGCUUGAAGAAGAAAAAUCGACAUUCUCAUGAGUUUCAUGGAUCAAAUGCUACUUUUAGGUGGCCAUUUCUUUUGAUACGUAGGUCGAUGGUGAUGUCUCACGGUCACAUCCCGCAGGAGUGCAUGGUAUUUCGAGAAAAGUGCAUUAAUACCCAGAGCAUGGGAGGUAUGCGUUGACCGUUGCGUUACCAAAUCAAGAAUACUCGUUUCUAUCAAUUCUU